Petromyzon marinus (sea lamprey) is the source of this 562-nucleotide messenger RNA. NCBI's taxonomy places the organism in Eukaryota, Metazoa, Chordata, Hyperoartia, Petromyzontiformes, Petromyzontidae. The record is from RefSeq and is a predicted model, not a curated record.
GGGGGCAGCGGGGGCAGCGGGGGCAGCAUGGGGGACGGGGAGGAGAAGGCGCCGCGGGGCUUCGCGCGGAAGGGCGCGCUCAAGCAGAAGAACGUCUCGGAGGUGAAGGAUCACCAGUUCGUGCCGAGAUUCUUCAAGCAGCCCACCUUCUGCAGCCACUGCACCGACUUCAUCUGGGGCGUGGGGAAGCAAGGCUACCAGUGCAAAGUGUGCAGUCUUGUGGUGCACAAGAGGUGUCACGAGUUCGUCACCUUCUCGUGUCCCGGCGCCGACAAAUCUCUCAGCUCGCAGGUGAGAUGCCCCGUGUCUCCCAGAGUCUCCCCGUGUCUCCCAGAUCCUUCUGUGUCUCCCAGAACCUCCCCGUGUCUCCCAAGGUCUCCCCGUGUCUCACAGAGCCUCCCCGUGUCUCCCAGAUCCUCCCGUGUCUCCUAGAGCCUCCCCGUGUCUUCCAGAUCCUUCCGUGUCUCCCAGGGUCUCCCCGUGUCUCACAGAGCCUCCCCGCGUCUCCCAGAGUCUCCCCGUGUCUCCCAGGGUCUCCCCGUGUCUCCCAGAGUCUCCUCGU